This is a messenger RNA of Rhagoletis zephyria (snowberry fruit fly), 885 nucleotides long. Lineage: Eukaryota; Metazoa; Arthropoda; Insecta; Diptera; Tephritidae. The record is from RefSeq and is a predicted model, not a curated record.
AUGUCUUCAAACUCAUCUUCACCAAAGGAUGGCUGGUUCACCGAAACCGGCGUACUUAACUCUGACAAUGUCAAUUUGUCCAUCAAGGUCAAUGGCCUUCUUGACAAACGCAAAUCUGACUUUCAAGAUAUUCUUCUUUUUAAAAAUGACAUCUUUGGUCGAUGUCUCGUUCUCGACGAUGCCAUUCAGUGCACUGAACUGGAUGAAUCAGCGUACCAAGAGACGAUCUCUUUUCUGCCGCUUAAUAGCCACCCCGAUCCAAGGCGAGUGCUCAUCAUCGGCGGCGGAGACGGUGGUGUGGCUCGCGAGGUGAGCAAGCACCCCAAAGUGCAGGAGAUUAUUCAGUGCGAGAUUGACGAGGAGGUGGUGAAGGUGUCGAAGCAGUACCUGCCCUUCAUGGCCAGCGGAUUCGACAGUCCCAAACUGAAGCUGCUCUUCGCCGACGGCUACCAGUACGUGAUCGACCACAAGGCCGAGUUCGACGUCAUCAUCACCGACAGCUCUGACCCGAAGGGACCGGCGGUGACACUGUACCAGAAGGAGUACUACCGAGCACUGUACGAGGCGCUUCGUCCGGGUGGCAUCAUCUGCUGUCAGGCGGAGUCCUACUGGUUCGAUCUGCCCUUCAUCAAGGAGCUCUUCACCAAGGUCAAGCCCAUCUUCCCUUCAGUGGCGUACGCCUCCACGGCCGUCGCGUCCUACCCCUCCGGGCAGAUUGGCUUUCUCAUCUGCAGCAAAUCGGCCGAUGUCAACUUUGGCGAGCCGCUCCACGUCUUCACCGCCGAGGACUGUGACCAGCUGCAGCUGAAGUACUACUCGGCGGCGAUGCAUCGAAGCGCCUUCACGCUGCCACUCUUUGUGCACAAGGAACUCAACAAAACGUAA